Messenger RNA from Oncorhynchus mykiss (rainbow trout), 2199 nucleotides. NCBI's taxonomy places the organism in Eukaryota, Metazoa, Chordata, Actinopteri, Salmoniformes, Salmonidae. The record is from RefSeq and is a predicted model, not a curated record.
CUUAUGUUUAAACCUGACGCACCAAGACAGCAGCCGUUCCUGAACUAAACUGACAGAGGUUGAGAUGACGUACUCCACCAAAACUCUUGCUGCUGGCAGUUUUGGGAAGGUAUACAAGGAGAAGUACAAUGACACCUGGGCUGCAAUCAAGAAGGUGCCACAACACUUAAUCAAUAGGAGAGACCUGGAGAGAGAGUGUCAAGUAUACAAAAAGGCAAUUCAUCCUAACAUAGUGAAGCUUCUGGGUAAUCCAACACUCAAGGACUCAAAGUGGAUCAUCCCCAUGGAGUUCAUCUUUGGAGAGGAACUGGAGACAACCAUCUUCAAAUCACAAAAAUCUAAAAUACAGUUGACUCCAUCUAUAAAGGCCACCAUCAUCACAGGCAUGUGUGAAGGACUGCUUCACCUACACAGCAAAGACAUCGUCCAUCAGGACCUCAAGCCCGAAAACAUCAUGGUAGAGCAUGACACUCACAGAGCUGUGAUCAUUGAUAUGGGACUUGCCAAAUUCUUCCGCAAUGGCCUAAAUUCUGCCAUGGAUAUGGGCAAUGAGGCCUACUCUCCACCUGAGGUCCUGCAGAGGAGGGGCCAGAGAGAUCAGCGCUCGGACGUGUGGGCUAUGGGUAAAAUCAUUACCGAACUUUAUGCCAGAGUCAGGCUGUACACCCCCAGUGUCUGUCCAACUAAGAUCCAGGAGACCCUCAGUCUCCAAGGCCAGCAGUACUGUAACGCUGUCUGUAGGAUGGUGCAGAGAGACCCCACAGUGCGGGCCACCAUGGCCGGAAUCAUGCCGGAGAUACAAAGGGCAGGGAUAGAUAGCAGUGCCGGCAACACCGGGGGGGAAAAAAGAGGACAUCUUCUGACACCCUUUCCUCACACUCAGGUAAAAGACACCUUGCCACGUCCUCAAGCUCCUGUACAGCACUCACUUUCUCCAUCGAGAUUUGAGCGCAAUGCUUUACCAAGGUCUGAGGCCAAGACGCUAGUGGGGCCUCCUGCGCGAGCGCCUUCUCCAUCGAGAUGGGAGCGUACAGCUUCUCCAAAGCCUGAGGCCAAGACGCUAAUGCGAGCUCCUGUGCGAGCACCUUCUCCAUCGAGAUGGGAGCAUACAGCUUCUCCAAAGCCUGAGGUCAAGACGCUAGUGCGAGAUCCUGUGCGAGCACCUUCUCCAUCGAGAUGGGAGCAUACAGCUUCUCCAAAGCCUGAGGUCAAGACGCUAGUGCGAGAUCCUGUGCGAGCACCUUCUCCAUCGAGAUGGGAGCGUACAGCUUCUCCGAAGCCUGAGGUCAAGACGCUAGUGCGAGCUCCUGCGCGAGCACCUUCUCCAUCGAGAUGGGAGCGUAUAGCUUCUCCAAAGCCUGAGGUCAAGACGCUAGUGCGAGCUCCUGUGCGAGCACCUUCUCCAUCGAGAUGGGAGCGUGCAGCCUUGCCAAAGACUGAGUUGAAGUUUGAGGUGAAGACAACACUGCAACCACAACCCGUACAGCGUUCACCUUCCCCGUCAAGAUGGGAUCGAGCAGCCUUGCCAAAGCCUGAGGUCAAGAACUCACCAACUCCCCUUCCAAAAGGUAGACCGUGGUAAUACUCUGGUUCGAUCAGGCAUAGCUCAACCCAAUCAGCAUGUCAUGAAACAGCUUCUCUACAAAGAGGCGUCGAGGGAUCUCUCAUGCCCACUCCCAACAACAGGCGGGGUGCGAAUCCGCCGUUAUGAGCAAAGGAAUGGGGAAGUGGAGACUUGGGAGCAAAAGGAGGUGGAGACUGAAGGAGGGAGGAUAGUCAAGUUUGAGGAUGUGAAGUUUAACAAGAAGUCGUGAGUAGGUUACUGACAGUUUGUGAAAUAGUAGGGAGUUGAUUUGACUCUGCUUCUCCAGAGCAACAACAAUAAAAGUUGUAUUGCACUAUUAAGAAGGAAACCUGAGGUUGAGUAAGGAUUCAAGAAUGAUGUUGAAGGACUAUAUCACUUUACAGUAUUGCUACAAUGUUGCACAUCUGGUUAGGUGCCAGUUUGCAGAGGAAACUGGAGUCAAAUAACUAUCUGUGAAUGUUUCUGAAAUCUCAUCCCUCUUGCAAAUCAGUUUUAUCUUUAGCUUGAUAUCAUUCAUUUGACUGUGAACAUAGUAAAAAAUAUUUUUGUAUCUUCUAAGACAAGAGAUCUUACAAUUAGCUUACAAUUAAGAAUUAAAGUCAUAUUUUCACAAA